Molecule: messenger RNA, 1626 nt
Organism: Phycomyces blakesleeanus NRRL 1555(-)
Lineage: Eukaryota; Fungi; Mucoromycota; Mucoromycetes; Mucorales; Phycomycetaceae
Exons: 10
Coding region: 1-1626 (541 amino acids)
Source: RefSeq, a predicted model, not a curated record
AUGAGCACUAUCAAUAAAGAAUCAAUUUUUAUCGGUGGAAAUGAAAAUUAUCCCGUUCAGCAAAACCUUCCUACUACACAAACCAAUGGCUAUGUCAAAAUGACUGGGGGUCACUAUAGAAACACUUAUAAGUUUGAAGUCUGCGAUCGUCUAAAAAUUCAUCCUAGUUCGAAAACCGGAUAUCCUUACAUUAUAAAGAUAUCUUUCAAGAAAGGAAUCAAAAGAUAUCUUCCUUUGAAAGCUAAUAGCUAUGUAGAUAACUUCCAUAAUCAUUCUCUUGAUGAUAAAUGUUUGGAAUUGACUCUGAAAAGCAGAUUGUUGAGAGUUGCUACUGAAUAUGCCAAUCAGAUCUCUAAGCUUGUAGAGACAAAUGCCAAAACUCGUGAGAUCCAAAGUCCCGUCCCAGAUGAAACAGAAGAUAGUCGUAAGCUGUAUAAUAGCGAUAUCAACAACAUCAGGACUGUAUUUUCUCGAGUUUCUGCCCAUGUUUCCCAGAAUGCAUUUACUAGACUUGUUAAGAUGAGAGCUCGUCGCUUCUCAGGAGUUAUGGUGGUAAAUGCUACGUACUCUACCAAAAGCUUGUCUAUGGCACUGAUUUUUGUGGAAGCAAGGCACAUAUCUUUGGUUCCUCCAUCAUCUCAAGGUGGGGACAAGGUUCCUAGCACAGUUUUUGAGACAUACAAGUGGGAUGCACUGAUGAGCGCUCUUGAAAUUGUGUUCGCGAACAACAGUAAACUGCUCUGUUACUGGCACAUGCUGAAUAGGGUGGAAAAGGCUUUGUCAGGAAAAGUCGGUUUGGGCGGAAAGUGCUCACUAAGCCUUAGAAAGAGGUUUGUAAUAGCUUCUUUGGAUUUCGCCUAUGAAACUAUUGCAAGGUAUAUCGAGAGGCUUGAAAGAGACAACCGAAAUGUGGAGAUCAGGGAAUAUAUGACGGUUGACCCUUUUGUUGGACGAAAUAAGUUUUUGGCAAUGAUGUUUGCGAAGCUGUCAAAGCGAGCAUUACUGGGAAUCAUCAAACUUGAGGCAAUAUUUCGCUCUUUUGAGGGCAGCCAGCAAGUGAUUAACCUCUUGAGUAAGAUCAAUAAGUUUACUUCUGAAUUCGAAGGCAAAACUGGGCACCCUUCUAUCAACUUUAAAGGUCCAGAAAAAAAAACAAGUAUUCUGGCAGACGAAAGGGCCGGCAUUAAGGCAAUGGUCAGAUUAAGAGCGAUAACAAGGGCAGGAAAGCCUGUAAUAAGCAAAAAUCGAUGCCACCAAAAACAAAUCAACCAAAACAACAAAAUAAAGGCCUCUUGGACAGUUGAUACCCCCAGAAAGAUGGCUUUAAAAUAUCUGAAGCUGCUCAGUACGAUUAUUAAUAUGAUGAUCGCACCUCUAUUGGCAAGAAGCACACCCGACUGUGCUCAAAUAGCUACGGGCACAUACAAACAAUUUAUCUGCGUCUACUCAGAGAACCCCAACGCCCCCUCUACAUCUUUCCUUCCAUUCACUCCCCUUAACAACAAAACAAAGCACAAAAAAAUCUCUGAUUUUUUAAUAAUGUUAACAGUAACCGCUGGGCAACAGUUUACCUUUCCCAUAAUAUCUCGAGGAAAUGGCCAACCAUUCCAGAACCAUUAUUUUUAG